UAUCCGGUCGCGCGGAAGUUUCUCAUUUCGUCAUUUCCGGGAAGAUGGUUCCUCUCUCCGCUCUCCUGUUUCCGGUGGGGAUUUGGUGCGCGGUUUCCCUGGGAGACUCACUGUUGAAGUCAUCUCCCAGUCUCAAGGUUCGCUACGAGGAAUGGCUGGCAAAUCAUGGGAUCAGCAUUUCCCCCUUCCACAUCCGGUGGCAGACGACCUUCUUCAAUCGGCUCUUUAUGAACCUGGGUCGAUGGAAGCCUCAGUUACUAUUCAUCUGGUUCAGCCUGGGAAUGGUCUUUGGCGUGGUCUCCAUGUUUGUUUCAAUUAUGCUUCUGGCCAAAACAUUAUCGCAGACGUUGGCACUGAUGACAGCAGAGGGCUCUACGCCUGAGAAUGAACGCAUUUUACAAGUUGUGGUGCCUGGUGUUAACCUGCCAAUCAGCCAGAUGGUAUAUUUUUUCUCUGCGAUUCUGAUCAGUGGCGUCAUACAUGAAAUAGGCCAUGGGGUGGCUGCUGUCAGGGAACAAGUGAGAUUUAAUGGCUUUGGAGUGUUUAUUUUCGUGGUCUACCCUGGGGCCUUCGUCGACCUCUACACAAAUCAUUUGCAGUUGAUAUCCCCAAUCCAACAACUCAGAGUAUUCUGUGCAGGUGUGUGGCACAACUUCAUCCUGGCAUUGAUGGCUUUGCUGGCCCUGUACUCGUUACCGAUCUUCCUGUUUCCUCUCUACUAUACAGGAAUUGGGGCACUGGUCACUGAAGUCACAGAGAAUUCCCCUGCCAGUGGACCCAGAGGACUGUCCAUGGGUGAUCUUGUGAAAUACGUGGAAAACUGUUCCGUUUACAGUGUGGAGGAUUGGCACAAGUGCAUUGAAGAGAUCUCUGUGAAACCACAGACUGGAUACUGUAUCAAAGAAGCAACCCUACAACACCAGAGCUCUGUGGGCCGAGUGUACAAGAGGCUUGAUGGAACUACAGAAUGUUGUAGCAACAACAGCCUGGUGGAUAUUUGCUUCUCUUACCAUGGAAACCUGGAAAUCCCCCAGUAUGUUUGUCUAGCUGCCAGGAAAGCCAUUGAAUCUAGCCAGGUAUGUCAGAGGAACACGGAUUGUCAGAAAGAGUUGGUUCCCAGCCUGUGUGUGAAACCCUCUCUUGAAAACCAAACCAGGCUGAUCAGAGUCAAGCACUCGUCUCCCAUGGAUAUGUUAUUUCUGGGACACCCUGUGCAUCUUCAAUAUGCAGUGAGUCUCACCAACUACAUGCCACGGUUCGGAUUUCUACAUCUGGACAUCCCUGUGGUGAUUGAAACUUUUUGCAAAUACCUGCUUUCCCUCUCUGGGGCCUUAGCGGUCAUCAAUGCUGUUCCCUGCUUUGCCCUGGAUGGGCAGUGGAUGUUGAGUUCCUUUUUCGAAGCUACACUAAGUUCCCUCAUUGUAGAAAAGCAGAAUCGAGAACUCAUUGGUUUUUUUAUCUUGCUGUUUGGCAGUGCCCUCCUAGCUUCUAAUGUGGUCCUGGGGCUUUGGAUGGUCACCACCAGGUAGCACUUUCAGCCUGUGCUGGACUAGCUCAUACUGGGUGAGGGACAUCUUCCAUCUGUGCUUUCUUGGCACCCCGCCCUCUCAGCUGAGUACACGUUGGUAAAGCCAUCGAGCACAGUCCAAGAUUUUAGUAGAAUUCCACAGGCUGUGCCCACGAGAUUUUACACAGCCUGUUCCUCCAGGUGAGACUCCUUGUUGGGAGUGUUUAAUUGGGAAACCUAUAUAGCUGUCAUGCAGUGCCAUGCGUUGAGUUGUGUUGUGACGUUUCAUUCCGAGCAGCAAUGGAAUUUGAGAUUACUCCUUCCACUGCCUCUUCAGGCUGAUAAUUUCAUUUGAAAACUCCUUGUGAAGUAUCCCGUGGAAUGUCAGCGAGCACCAAGUACUCAUUUUUAUACCCAGGAAACAACUGAAAUGUGCGUCAUUCUGAACGCACCUCUGAUUCAAGCAGUACCCGAGGAGAAGAACAUUGGCCUACCAAAUAUGCCCACAGGUCUGAAAUCACUGUGGUUUGGAAUUAGAAUCAAAAACAAUGAGCAGUUAAAAAGAAACCAUAAACGCUAGAAAUACCGCAGCAUGUGAGUUGGCAUCUGUAAGAUUGAUCUUUGGAGUGUAUCCUUGGUCAGAUGUGAAAUGGAUAAAAACUCAAGAACUGUUAACCACCCUUGUUUCUUUACAGAUGCUAUUAACCCUGCUGUGUCUUUCUAGUUUGUUUGGUUUCCAUUUACUACAAUCAUCAGAAUUUUUUGUUUUUGAUUGGGCUGAGCAUUGUGAAUAAAUUCUCAAGCAGCUGUAUACAGUCUUAGCCGAUCCAAAGACAAUUUUAAUGUGCUGCAUCAGACUGGAAAUGGAAGUGGUGUUUGACUGCUGAUGUACCGCACUCUGCAACAAGAAGCAUCUGUUUAUACCAUAUGUUUUUGAUACAUUUAUGAUACUGCCCUCAUCACUUGACAGAUUUUACCCUCAGAGGAAUUAUUAAGCCCUUUAAUAAUAAUAAUAAAAGGAACCAAAAUUAAAAUUCUUUCAAAUAGAGAGGCAAUGCUGUCACAGUAUAAACUGCUGUGUUGUAAUUCUGGGUGUGACUCCAUUUUGAUUUAAGCGUUUUUACUGGCAGAAGAGGAAUGGAGUGCUCCAAUACAGCCCAGGUGAUGUACAAAUUACAAGUUCCCUUACUGUGAACAGUGGCUGGAGAUGGACAAUGGUUAAGUGUGUCUGUUUGUCUGAAUGUUGAUCUGUUUUCGUUGCAGGUGAACCAAUUGUUUUAUUCUAUUUCAGCCUUCCUGUGCCAGCAGAUGCCUUUCACUACUAGCUUUUACAGUUUGCUGUAACUCCUGCCAGCAAACAGAAAGGCUUCAGGCAGUUGUUCCUGAUGCCUUUGCAGUUAGUGUCAGAAGCACCAGUGGAAUUGUAAAAGCUGCGUUUAACUUUGCUGUGACACUAGGGGGCUCACUUCCUGCACACAUGCAGUUACAGUGUCAGUGUCAGAACCUGUCACAUUUAUAGUGAGAGGUGCUUUCAAGUGCGGCUCUGCUUUCUGUCGCUGAGUUAUACAUGUUUUAUUUUUGCAAGCUGAUGUCUUACAACUCUCCUUUACACCAAAAUCAGCUAAUGGAAGAAGUUGCAACAAUGCAGUGGGUGACCAUCUUAACAGUCAAGUUCUGGCAAAAAUAAUAAUUGUAGAUCGUUUUAAUGGUUUGUUUCAAUAUUGCUGCACCUCAAAAUUUUGCUAUCAGAUUUUUAGGCAAUUGAGAGUUUUAAAUAAAUUAAUUAAUGUUAUUGAGUAAUGAGACUCAAGACCAGCACUUGGGGUUUAGAGUCCCAUUUGACUACCAGCUGGGCUAGCCAGGUUGUAAGGGAACUUCCUCCACAAAGCUCAGCAAGUCAGGCAGCAUCGGCGG
This is a messenger RNA of Carcharodon carcharias (great white shark), 3421 nucleotides long. RefSeq names its product membrane-bound transcription factor peptidase, site 2 (gene mbtps2). Lineage: Eukaryota; Metazoa; Chordata; Chondrichthyes; Lamniformes; Lamnidae. The coding region runs from base 45 to 1529 and encodes 494 amino acids. The record is from RefSeq and is a predicted model, not a curated record. Gene Ontology annotation, molecular function: metalloendopeptidase activity; protein binding. Gene Ontology annotation, biological process: membrane protein intracellular domain proteolysis; regulation of response to endoplasmic reticulum stress. The transcript has 11 exons. Gene Ontology annotation, cellular component: cytoplasm; membrane.